Molecule: messenger RNA, 1626 nt
Organism: Cheilinus undulatus (humphead wrasse)
Lineage: Eukaryota; Metazoa; Chordata; Actinopteri; Labriformes; Labridae
Gene: slc38a8b
Product: solute carrier family 38 member 8b
Exons: 10
Coding region: 1-1329 (442 amino acids)
Biological process (GO): amino acid transmembrane transport
Molecular function (GO): amino acid transmembrane transporter activity
Source: RefSeq, a predicted model, not a curated record
AUGGAGGAACUGGCCCGGGAGAGCAUCAGCCUGCUGGCCCGCUCUGCGUCUCACGCUGACCCACCUCGGCUCGGGUCGUUUGGAGCCGUGUUCAUCAUGCUGAAGUCCGCUCUGGGAGCCGGACUGCUCAACUUCCCCUGGGCCUUUGAGAAGGCUGGGGGAGUGAACACCGCCAUCAGUGUGGAGCUGGUUUCUCUGGUUUUCCUCAUCAGUGGUUUGGUGAUCCUGGGCUAUGCCUCGUCAGUCAGCAGACAGAAAACGUAUCAGGACGUUGUGAGGGAGGUGUGCGGACAGGCUGUGGGCCAACUCUGUGAAGUGUGUUUCUGCUUCAACCUCUUCAUGAUAUGUGUGGCCUUCCUGGUGGUGGUUCAGGACCAGCUGGAGAAAUUGUGUAUCUCCCUAUACGAGACGGUGACUGGUGCUAGUGAGGCAGACAUGCCGUAUCACUGGUACACUGACCAGAGAUUUGCCCUCUUCAUCAUGUGCCUCGUCAUCAUCCUUCCGCUGUCCAUACCAAAAGAAAUAGGCAUCCAGAAAUACACAAGUGUGUUGGGAACGCUGGCUGCUACGUACCUGUGUGUGGCAGUGAUCGUCAAAUAUUACCUGAUGGAGAGUCAUUCUGUUAUAUUAACUCCUGAGCACAGCCAAGGAGUCUCUUCUUGGGCUUCAAUGUUCAGCGUUGUCCCGACUAUCUGCUUUGGCUUCCAGUGCCAUGAAGCCUGUAUAGCAAUCUACAGCAGCAUGGAGAACCAGAAGCUCUCCCACUGGGUGGUGAUCUCUGUGCUCUCCAUGUUUUUCUGUUUACUCAUCUACACUCUCACAGGUGUGUACGGAUUCAUGACGUUUGGGAGAGACGUUGCCUCCGAUAUUUUGAUGUCAUAUCCAGGAAACGAUGUGGUCAUGAUCAUUUCAAGGCUACUUUUUGGAAUAUCGAUCAUAACCAUUUAUCCAAUUAUUCUUCUUCUGGGGAGAUCUGUGAUCCUGAAUUUGGUGCUGCGCAUUCAGAGACGCCGCCGGGGAAUCAUCACUCAUUCAUUUGAGAGUCGUUGCAGAGUCAUUCUCACUGUGAUCUGGAUCACCGUCACUCUUCUCAUUGCCAUGUUUGUGCCUGACAUGGGAGAGGUCAUUAGUGUUAUUGGAGGAAUCAGCGCCUUUUUCAUCUUUAUUUUUCCUGGUCUUUGCUUAGUGUUCAUAAUGCAGUCUGAGCCUGUAAAUGCAAGAGUCCGGGUGAUUUUAACAGUUUGGGGAGUCAUAACAGUUGUGGUUGGAGCCUUCAUCUUUGGACAGAGCACAACUAUUGCUAUCAUGGAGCUUUUCCACAAAUUCUGAAUUUCUCAUCAUCAUCUCCACUGACAGCAAUGGCUGCUGGGACUUUUAAGAUCAUCUUUUGUUUAGUUUUGUGUUUGUAAAGGUGGCUGUUAGCUGCAUUGAGACCCUUUUAAGGUCAUCUAUGACCUUAAAAUGAAACAUACUUACUAUGAAAGAAUGUUGCAGAUUUUUUUUGUUAAUAAGUAAGUUUUGGAUUAAAUAAUUGUCAGCAGAGAAACAUUUCUAAUGUGAAAGAGAACAUGUAAAAAUCAUAGUUUUUCAAGAUAUAGAGGAGAAAUAUAUUUAUGUUUAAAUGUG